Hemiscyllium ocellatum (epaulette shark) is the source of this 3261-nucleotide messenger RNA. RefSeq names its product kelch-like ECH-associated protein 1A. The transcript is spliced from 6 exons. Bases 788 to 2572 code for a protein of 594 amino acids. NCBI's taxonomy places the organism in Eukaryota, Metazoa, Chordata, Chondrichthyes, Orectolobiformes, Hemiscylliidae. The record is from RefSeq and is a predicted model, not a curated record. Gene Ontology annotation, molecular function: protein binding.
GCAGAUCAACUGUGGGAGGCUGCACGCUGAGCGCGUCUUAAAGGAGCAGCAGCUGCUGGGACUCGGGCCAGUUGGUGAGGGAGUUGGAAAAGGGAGGAAAUCUCAUGAAGCAGUUCUUCCAGCUGCCUUCCCUCCGAAUCUGAUUGUUUUCCAAAGGGAUUAAAGACAGGCCGAGCUUCUCAGCACCUGUGUCACAUGUGGCAGAGUUUGCUGGUCAUUAGCUUCUGGCUGGAACACACACUCGGUUGGUGAGACCUUCCCCUGCCUGGAGACUGUCAGCAUCCAAUUUUCAGCCAAGAUCGAACAGGAACAGGACAGUUCACUGUCAAUCCUCAUCAAACAUUGGCAUCAUUUUAAACAGCUGGACAGUUCCACCCACUGUCCAAUUUUGGGAGAGGGAACAAAAGAAUAUAAGAUUAUUAUGUAACUUUGGCGUUGAUUGGCAUGAAAGACUGUAACUGAGUUUUUGUGCCUUAAAUUAUCAGUCAAGGUGCAGCUACUGAGUCCUGAGGGACUGGUCUCAUCAUCCUGAAGGCACUGUCUAUUUUUCACCCUCCUGCUCAGUCUCAGGGAGAUACUCAUUCACUGCAGGAAACUGAGAGGAUGUCUGAAAACCAAUGAAUUUGAGAAGUUGAGGCUGAGAGAGGGAUGAGGAUACAGGAGACGGAGUGGGAUCACUAACAGGAUGGUGAGUUGAGCCUGUGACCAAUCACCUGGCAGUGGAACCCAUCAGCCAUUUGAAAACCAGCCUCAGGACAGGGAGAGCAGGAACCCCUCUGAUAAAAUAAUGCUCUGCUCGAAGAAGAGGGUUAACCAUUCUCCAGUCAUUGUCCCAUCACUGAAAGGUCACGGGUAUCUGGAUUAUACCAUCGAAAGCCACCCGGCCCGGGCUUUGAGCAUCAUGCAGGAGUUGAGGCAAGACAGACAGCUGUGUGAUGUGACAGUGCAAGUGACCCAUGGUGGGAAGGAGCAGACAUUUGUUGCACAUCGGAUUGUCCUUGCUGCCUCCAGCCCUGUCUUCAAGGCCAUGUUCACCACCAACCUGCGAGAGCGCCAGGCCUCUGAGGUAAAGAUCCAGGGCAUCCACCCCAUGGUGAUGGAGAGGCUGAUUGACUUUGCCUACACCUCACGGGUGUCAGUGGGUGAACAGUCUGUGGUUCAACUGCUGCUGGCCAGCACCAUGUACCAGGUGGAGGGGGUGAUCAACGCUUGCUGUGAUUUCCUCAUCAAGAACCUGGACUCUGCCAAUGCCAUUGGUAUCUGCCAUUUUGCUGAACAGAUUGGCUGCACUGAACUCCGCCAGAGAGGGAAGGAAUACAUCAAUAUUCAUUUCACUGAGGUGAUCAAGGAAGAGGAGUUCUUCAACCUGACUCACUGUCAACUCCUGGACCUCAUCAGUCAGGAUGGACUGAACGUGCUGUGCGAGUCUGAUGUGUAUAAGGCGUGCAGGGAGUGGGUGCGGUGGGACCUGGAGGGUCGCACCCAGUACUUCCACGCCCUCCUGAACGCCUUGCAGAUCUACGCCCUGCCCCUUCGCUUCCUCAAGCACCAGCUGCAGGAAUGCCCAAUCCUGGACAAGGUCAAUCCGUGCCGGGAUAUCCUCUCCAAGAUCUUCCAGGAGAUGUACCUGCGGAAGCCGCUGCCCCCGGUCCGGCAGAGGGGGAACCAGCUGGUCUAUGUGGCCGGGGGUUACCUGCAGCGCUCGGUCCCCAACAUGGAAGCGUUCAGCCCCCGGAGCGGCCGCUGGCUGAGGUUAGCGGAUAUGCCGGGACCCCGCAGUGGGGCUGCCUGCUGUGUGGUGCUCGGGCUGUUCUACACCAUCGGCGGCAGGAAUAACUCUCAGGGCGCGGGCGAGAACGUGGACUCGGCGGCGCUGGACUGUUACAACCCAAUGACCAACCAGUGGAGCCAGCGGGCGCCGCUCAACCUGCCCCGCAACCGGGUGGGCGCCGGCGCCAUCGACGGAGCCAUUUACGCCGUGGGCGGCUCCUGGGGGUCAUCACACCACCGCAGCGCCGAGAGAUAUGACCCGGAAACAAACAAGUGGACAUUCAUUGCUCCGAUGAAGAUGUGUCGUAUUGGUGCUGGGGUGGCAGUGUGGAAUGGACUCUUGUAUGUGAUUGGUGGAUUUGAUGGAAAGAACCGUUUGAACAGUGUAGAGUGUUAUCGGCCUGAGAAGGAUGAAUGGAGUUUGAUCUCUCCAAUGGGAUCCCCUCGCAGUGGAGCAGGUGUUGUUGCAUUGAACAAUUAUAUCUACGUUGCUGGUGGUUUCAAUGGAAGGGAACAAUUUUCAUCAGUUGAGAGGUACAGCAUAGAGACUGAUAAAUGGGAAAAUGUUGCCAGCAUGAAGCAUAAUCGGAGCGCCAUGGGAGCAACUGCAUAUCGGGGCAAGAUCUACGUACUGGGAGGCUUUAAUCAGAACGGUUUUCUCGACAGUGUGGAGUGCUAUGACCCGGAGAAAGAUGAAUGGACAGAGGUCACUGUCAUGCUCACUCAGCGCAGUGGUAUGGGAAUUGCAGUUAAUAUGGAGCCAUGUCCAAGGAACCUGACCCCUGUUGAUGGAGACAGCUGACCAUUGCACUCCCAAACAGCUGAUGGUGCAGGAAUUGGUGGAGACUGUCACUCUCCCCACUGCUUCUACUCGUGGGAAAUGAAUUGGCAAAUUCAGACUCACCACCAAACACUACAUUUGCUGGAUGCUGCAGCACAGAAAGCACUGGGAAUUUCUGCAGAGAACAGAUAAUGAAGUGAAGAUCAAAGGGGAUAUUUACAAUGCAGGGGGCCAGGAAUACUGCAUGUGUCCCUCACCCAAGGCUCACUUUUGAAUGAUACACUCCCAGUUUAAUACUGCAAUUGACACUGUGUGAAACAAUGGAUUUAUUCACCUUUACUCUCAGAAAGGAACUGAACAGAUUCCUGACCAGGAUUGGAAAAUGGGGUUGUUGAAAAAUGUGCCAUUUUGGAAUCUCACAUUCUUGUUCCUGUUGGAGCAGGGGCUUAAUAGACUGGGUCAGGAGUGGGACAAGAGCUCACAGAACAAAAGAACAUGGAACUCGCCACUGCACAUACACACUCAUGUACAGACACUUGUACAUACACACAUGUACAUACACUCUCAGAGGCACUGUCACUACACACAUGUACAUACACACACAUGCACACUUUCUUUCUUGGGCACUCACAUAUACACGGGGUAAAAACAAUGACUGCAGAUGCUGGAAACCAGAUUCUGGAUCAGUGGUGCUGGAAGAGCACAACAGU